UGAGUUGGUCUGUUUGCUGAACCACUAUGGCCGAGACUCUUUCCUCACCUGCCGAGGCGCCGACGGCGACCAAGGGUAUCCAGUUAAUUGAUGGCAGUGGCAAGCCGUUCCCAGCACUUGAUAUAGAUGGCUUGAUGGGAAUGGCGGGGUUUAAGAAUAUAGAAGAGCGCAUGAAGAAUCUGCCUAAUUUCGUGGCUAGAGAGGAUGACGUAUGGGUGUGUGCUUCUCCUAAAUGCGGCACCCACUGGGUUUGGGAGGUGGUUUCAAUGAUCCUUGAAGGCAAGGCUGAGACUAUACAAGCAGAGAAAGAAAACCUCUUCUUAGAGAUGAAAGACCUAGAAGAUUUGGACAAACAACUAUCUCCUCGAGUCUUAAACACUCACUUCCCUCUGAAAUGGAUCCCCACUGACGUGUUCAAUAAACGAUCUAAGCUCAUUUUGGUGAUUCGAAACCCAAAGGAUGCCUAUGUUUCAGGAUACCACCAUUAUUACGGCUCCAAGGGGUAUUAUGACGGCAGCUGGAACGACUUUUUUGAACUCUUACCACAAUUUGCCAUGUAUGAAAAUCAUUAUCUUAAUUGGUUCGGAUUCAACAAAACAUUUUGGGAAUUUUCGAAAGAUCACAAGGAUACUGUCCUCGUCGUCAAGUAUGAAGAUAUGUUGAAGGAUCAAGUGGGCCAUGUCCGAAAGAUUGCUGAUUUUCUCGGAAAGCCUAUUGAGCAGUCUCUCUGUGAAGCCAUUGCAGAGAAAUGCAGCUUUAAGAACAUGAAGAAAGACAAACGGAGCCUCCCAAUGGCCGGGCCAGAAGGGGAAAAGGAUAAAGAGCCAGAAAAACGGGUAUGGAAGGAAAAUGCCGUGGGAAUGUACAGGAAAGGAAAAGCCGGAGACUGGAAAAAUCACUUCACUGUUGCACAAAACGAAAGAUUCGAUGCGCUUUAUGAAGAGCAAAUGUCAGGAUGCGACCUUUCCAUUGUUUUUGAUAUAUGAUUAUUUGCUUGUGAGGUACAUUGAUGGUGCAGGCCGGUUAAACAGAUAGAUGAGGACAAUUGAGGACAAUGAUGUACGACGAGAAUUUAAAGAACGAAAGAAGUGAUGAUGGA
Molecule: messenger RNA, 1099 nt
Organism: Lingula anatina
Lineage: Eukaryota; Metazoa; Brachiopoda; Lingulata; Lingulida; Lingulidae
Product: sulfotransferase 1A2
Molecular function (GO): sulfotransferase activity
Source: RefSeq, a predicted model, not a curated record